Molecule: messenger RNA, 4574 nt
Organism: Xyrauchen texanus (razorback sucker)
Lineage: Eukaryota; Metazoa; Chordata; Actinopteri; Cypriniformes; Catostomidae
Product: protein APCDD1-like
Exons: 5
Coding region: 89-1543 (484 amino acids)
Biological process (GO): negative regulation of Wnt signaling pathway
Cellular component (GO): plasma membrane
Molecular function (GO): Wnt-protein binding
Source: RefSeq, a predicted model, not a curated record
UUCUGAUUGUGAGGAUGUAAACACACAUUUAAUCUCCAGAACACUGAAUAAUCUGCUGCAGGAGAGGAUUCCGUUCAUCUUUAUAAACAUGUCUUUAUAUUCUCUUGUCGCUCUGCUGUGUGCUGUCAGUGCUGGUCCAGUUCUGUUGGAGGAGAGUUCGGGGUGUCUCUCCAGAUUCAAACAGCUUCAUGAUGGGCAGCAGGUGACCGUCCACAUGCCCCCGAACAUCACAGGACACUGGGUGUCCAACAGCUGUGAGGUGAGACCCGGCCCAGAGUUCCUCACUCGCUCCUAUCACUUCUACUCUAACGACACCUUCGAGGCGCUGCAGUUCUAUUACCAGGACAACCACUGCACCGAUCCCAGCUUCACCCUCCUGAUCCAGGGCAGCGUCCGCCCACGCCAGGCCUCAUGGGCGAUCCGCGGGGGCACAGAGUCCGAGUACCACCUGACCCACGUUCAGCUGCUGUGUCACGGGCCGGCGGCGGCAUCACAUGUGCAGAGACAACUAGAGACAGCAUGCGACCUCCGGCACCCGCUGCAGCCGGGCCUGACCUACCAGCUGUGGGACAAGGAGUGGGCGUCGCCGGGUCAUGACUGCACCCGUGGCUUAGACUUCAGCAUGCAGGAACUGCAGCUCAUGCGGCUGGAGAGGCGCCAUCACCAUGGCGACCCCAGCAGACAAGCGGAGGAGCUGUUCCUAGGAGACGUUCACACGGAGCGCGCUCAGAGGAGACUUCACCAGCCCUCUGGCUACCAGACCCCCCUACAGAGUGCCAAGGUCGAUGAGCGUCGCUGUGGAAUCUGUGGAAUCAUCGCUUUGGCCGAUCUUCAUCAUCCACCUGUCUUACCAUCCCAGAGCAACCGUCCUGUGCGUCUCCAUGGAAACUGGGUGAGCACACGAUGUGAAGUGCGGCCGGGCGUCCUCUUCCUCACCCGACAUCUGACCUUUCAGGAGGACAGGAGCAUCUGGGAAGGACAGUACGAGCAUUUCUCCGAUCCCCUGUGCCGACAUCCGGCCUUCAGCAUCACAGCCAGCGGACAAUACAGCCGAGGAGUUCCUUCAAACACAGUCAUGGGCGGCGUAGAGUUUACCUUCACAGUGACCCACAUGAAGGUGACGCCCAUGGACGUGGCCACCACAACCCUCCUGAACAUCUUCAGUGGGGAUAAGUGUGGCGCAGAAGGCUCCUGGAAGCUGGGCGUCUCACAGGACGUGACCGCCACCUCUGGAUGUGCCCCGCUGGGCAUCCGUCUGCCACACACCGAGUAUGAGCUCUUCAGCAUGGGUCAAGACUCUGAGGGACACGGUCUUCUGUAUAACGGCCAGAGACCGACCAACGGCAAGAGUCCAGACCGACCGCACAGACGUGCCACGUCCUACCAGCCGCCGCUGAUGCACUGCAACACCGGCCAGAAGGGGGAGCCACGCGUGGGACAGGAGGGAGACCAGUAUUUCAGACUCGGCAACGGAUGCAACUCGGAAAAUCUCGGAGACUCAUUCAACCUCAGCUUAGUCCUCAUAUUAAUCAGUUUAAUGUAGCCGGGAUAGAACGAGUGUGUCUCCGGAGAGACUUCGGAUCCGUUUGCACUAGUUGAGGAAACUCAGACAUCUAAACAAUCACGAGCAGCCCAAACUUUGUCUGCCUUGAGAAAUACAUCUUUUAUCAGGACAACUAAAAUAUUCCGUGUUUUUCCAUGAAAAUGAAAUGUGCUUUCCAUGUCUCAGUUCGGGCAGCUCGUGACUGAUGCAUGCACACUAAUGUAGUCCAGUGAAAAUGACUUCCUGUUCAUUCUGACACGUCCUCGUACACACUGUAGUGCAUCACACAACUAGACCUGAAAUGAUUUAAUGGAUGAUCAAUGGAUGCUUUAAACAGCCUGUAAAUUGCAGGACUUCUGAGGAGGACCUGAAAGAAACCUCGUACCAGCUCUUAAGUGUCUUUAUGGUUCGAUUAACAAAUCUUUUAGCAAUUUUAAAUAACAGUGGACAAUGUUUGGAAACAUUUUGACAUUUACUGCCAGCGUAAUCAAACAAUGAAAUUAUUUAAAAUAUCAGGAGGGUGAACAAUUUGGCAUUUGUUCUUCCCGGAAUAUUUUAGAUAUUAAAUUGGUAAGAAAUUACCAAAACAACAAACAAAAAAAGAAAAAACGUGCUGAGUGACUCCAGUCAGGUCGCCUUAGCAACCAAAUUGGCCCGGUUGCUAGGGAGGGUAGAGUCACAUGGGGUAACCUCCUCAUGGUCGCUAUAAUGUGGUUCUCGCUCUCGGUGGGGCGUGUGGUGAGUGACUCCAGCCAGGUCUCCUUAGCAACCAAAUUGGCCCGGUUGCUAGGGAGGGUAGAGUCACAUGGGGUAACCUCCUCGUGGUCGUGAUUAGUGGAAUUACUGUCUGAAGUCACAAGUUCGAAUCCAGGAUGUGCUGAGUGACUCCAGCCAGGUCUCCUUAGCAACCAAAUUGGCCCGGUUGCUAGGGAGGGUAAAGUCACAUGGGGUAACCUCCUCGUGGUCACUAUAAUGUGGGGUUCUCUCUCUCGGUGGGGCGUGUGGUGAGUUGUGCGUGGAUGCCGCGGAGAAUAGCGUCCACAUGCGCUACGUCUCCAUGGUAACACACUCAAGUCACGUGAUAAGAUGCGCGGAUUGACGGUCUCAGAACUGAGAUUCAUGUUCCGCCACCCGGAUUGAGGCGAGUCACUACGCCACCACGAGGACUUAGAGCGAAUUGGGCGUUCCAAAUUGGGGGAAAAAGGGAGCUCCAUAGUGCUGAAACUUUACAGUCAAGAUGAGGGUCUUUUCACAGCGCCUGAAGCGAUGGCUCGAGGUUAGAGUAUGUUAAUACCGUUAGUAACUACUCUGAGUUAUGACAGUUGUCCAUUGGGUAAUUUUUGACCUGUAUUAAAAACGACUGAAAAUGCAAAAAUACUCAAUUAGAAUGUUUGAAUAUUGACAUACUUGAAUAUUAUAUUCAAUAAGUCACCAUUGGGAGCCCCAUUAUACCCUAUCAAAUAAUGUUAGUAGACUUAUUUACGAACAUAUCACCCGUUCAAAUAAAUAAAUACUCUGUUGACAUGUGCAUGAGUGCACAAGCCACGUCUGGGAGGAAAGUUAGAAAUAUGUGUGGAGAAUGCAGGAGCCAGUGGAGCAGGCAAGUGGGGGGCGCUAGAGAACAGGAUGGGUCACAAAGUCACAAGGGCACAACGGGUUCUUACCACACAGGUCAAAACUGAGCAGAGACAAUGGAAGAAAACAAUUGUUUUAAACUGUUAUUUAUCUUAAAGAAUUAUAAACAACAACAAAUAUUUGGUUUGUUUUGAUGGUCACAAUAGCCUAGUUUCCAUCCAUCUUUUGCACUAUUUUGUUAUCAACAAAUUGAAAAUGUCGAGAUAUGAUACGAGAUAUUAGUGUUGCACUCCUGGAAGUGUCACAGAUCGGAUCUAUAUGCCAUAAAGAUCAAUCCAUAAUCACGUACAAUAAAUGAGAUUUCAAUUCUGUUGUCAUGGUAACACGGGCUAACGUUUGAGGCAAACUCUGUCAUGAACAUGCUAGCAACUUGAUAACACAUGCUAACAUCACCUAGCGAAGUGUUAAAACAUGUUAAAAAUGUUCUAGCAUCAUGAAAACACAUGCUAGCAUCGCCUAGCAAAGUGUUAAAACAUGCUAAAAAUGUGCUAGCAUCAUGCUAAUACAUGCUAGCAUCGACUAGCGAAGAGUUAAAACAUGCUAAAAACGUACUAGAAUCAUGCUAACACAUGUUAGCAUCGCCUAGCGAAGUGCUGAAACAUGCUAAAACAUGUUAGCAUCAUGCUAAACAUGUUAGCAUUGCAUACCAAAAUGCUAAAACAUGUUAAAACGUGCUCGCAACAUGCUAAUACAUGUUAGCAUCACCUAGCAAAGUGCUAAAACAUGCUAGCAUCAUGCUAACACAAACAUAACAUCUAAAUGCUCAUCAUUAAAAACACAUGCUAGAAACAUUCUAUGACCAUUAUUUUAGUGCUUAGCAACAAGUUAGAAAAUGCUAUUUGACGAGUUUUGCCAUGGCAAACACCACUCACAUUUUCUUCAGGAAAUGUACCUAUCUAGUUAUGACUGUCAACUAUUAUUUUGAAUGGUGUGAAAAGCAACUUUAAUAAAUAAAUGGAUGUCUACAGCGAUUAAAUUAAAUCACAAACAGUGUUCAUUCAUUUGUUCUCCUUGUACAUGUUGAUAACCGGAGCAUGAUACGAGAGAUUUGUGUUGCACUCCUGGAAGUGUCACAGAUCGGAUCUAUAUCCCGUAAAGAUCAAUCCAAAAAAUAUAUGACAUUUUUGCAUUAAUGCCAAUUUUAUCGAUAAAAACUGUUUCCAAACCAGUUUUUCACGACAUUUGAUGUAUCGACAGCGUUUAUGUGCUUGAGUUAAACGGAAAAAUAUGACGUCGACAUUUGUGACAUUUUAGCGCUAAACUUUUCCCACCAAAAAUCCUUGUAUGGAAAGGGUUUGAUGGUUUGACUGUAUUUGUACCAUAUUCACACCUGUCCCGAGUCAAAAAUGACCCCAUGACAAUAAGAGGGUUAAACUGUUUGUCGUUGCUCAUUUUG